Messenger RNA from Sander lucioperca (pikeperch), 6324 nucleotides. RefSeq names its product DNA (cytosine-5)-methyltransferase 3A-like. Gene Ontology annotation, molecular function: methyltransferase activity. NCBI's taxonomy places the organism in Eukaryota, Metazoa, Chordata, Actinopteri, Perciformes, Percidae. Gene Ontology annotation, biological process: negative regulation of DNA-templated transcription. The transcript is spliced from 23 exons. Bases 250 to 3240 code for a protein of 996 amino acids. The record is from RefSeq and is a predicted model, not a curated record. Gene Ontology annotation, cellular component: nucleus; cytoplasm.
GACAGUCUGCAGGCCCCUGCAGUGAGUGCGGUGCAACUGGAAGAGAGCUGGCCGGCUGGGGAGGUGGAGGACGGGGAGAGAAGAGGAAGGAGGCUCCGGGAGCAAGCGAGACAAAAAGGGUCAGGCCUGGGACUUGGGAAAAUCGGGAGAGCGGAGAGAAGAAGGAUCAUCUCUUUUUUUUGUUCCUUUGAGUUUAUUUUCACCUCAUCUACAUCGCCCCCGUUAUUAGAUAUCACCCAUAGACUCUUGAUGAUGCCGUCCAACACUGUCACCAACACCACUGCAUUUAAAGGCUCAGGCUACACUGAUUCACCUGGAAACAGAAUGGGUGAAAGCACACUACUGGACAUGGACCUGAUGACAGAGGAGAAGUCGGCUAAAAGUAGUGCCUCUUGUAAAGUUGGCAAGCCUGGAAGAAAGCGCAAGCAGUUUCCAGUCGAUAGCUGUGGCUCUCUCAAAGCCAGUGUGGGUGUGGACAACAUCUACACUGGGGUGGGUAGGCCGUCCAUGGCCCAGGUCCACAAUGGUAACGUGGGUGGGCACAGAGACAGGACGUCCGACGCCUGCUUCCCAAAACAGGAGAAGAGGGAAGUGGAGAACGGGAUCCCCAGAGAUCCUUCCUCUUGCCGGGCAGAGGACAGCUCCCAGGGUCAGAGCCUGAGCCCGUCCCCAGAGAACGGAUUCCUGCCUAGCCGGGAAGACCAGGACUUGGAGAAAGACAAGGACGACAGCCUGACGACGCCGCACAAGAAACGCGGGAGGCGGAAACUGGAGCGGCCAACGAAAUAUGUGGAGCACAAGGAGGAGGACGGGCGUGAUGCAGUCAAGACCGAGGGAGGUCGAGGCAGGAGGGGAGUUGGUUGGGAGAUCAGCCUUCGUCAGAGGCCCAUGCCCAGAAUAACCUUCCAGGCUGGUGACCCUUAUUACAUUAGCAAGCGGACCAGAGAGGAGUGGCUGGCCAAGUGGAAGAUGGAGGCAGAGAAAAAGUCCAAACUGAUGUCAGCGAUGAAUGCGAUGAAAGAUCAUGAGGAGAAUGAAACAGAGACCCAGAAAGAAGAAGUCUCAAUAAUUAAGCACCCAUCGCCUUCAAAGCAGCAGCAGCAGCAGCAGCAGCAGCAGCAGCAGCAGCAGCCUCAGUCGCACAUUCAGUCACAGCCUCAGUAUCAACAGCAAUCACAGCGGUCGCUGCCACAACAACAUCAGCAGCCACCUCCUCAGCAGCAGCAGCAGCAGCAGCCUACUGACCCCGCUUCCCCCACUGUGGCCACGACCCCUGAGCCCGUCGCCAUCGGAGGUGGAGACAAGACGUCCCCCAAGCCUGCAGACACUGAGCCGGAGUAUGAGGACGGUCGUGGUUUUGGCAUUGGCGAGCUGGUUUGGGGGAAGCUUCGAGGGUUCUCAUGGUGGCCAGGCCGCAUUGUAUCCUGGUGGAUGACGGGACGGAGCAGAGCAGCUGAGGGAACCAGAUGGGUUAUGUGGUUUGGAGAUGGAAAAUUCUCAGUGGUCUGUGUAGAAAAACUCAUGCCUUUAAGUUCCUUCAAUAAUGCCUUUCACCAACCAACUUACAACAAGCAGCCCAUGUACAAGAAAGCCAUCUAUGAGGUGCUACAGGCGGCUAGCAGCCGGGCAGGCAAAGCCUUCAUGGCCUGCCCCGACAGUGAUGAGACAGAAACCUCCAAAUCAGUGGAAAUGCUGAACAAGCAGAUGAUUGACUGGGCUAUGACAGGAUUUCAGCCCACUGGACCCAAGGGUUUAGAGCCACCAGAAGAGGAGCGUAACCCAUACAAAGAGGUUUACCCUGAGAUGUGGGUGGAGCCUGAAGCAGCAGCCUAUACGCCUCCUCCAGCCAAAAAGCCUCGCAAAAGCACAGCAGAGAAACCCAAGGUCAAGGACAUCAUUGAUGAGAGGACACGAGAACGGCUUGUUAAUGAAGUAAGACAAAAGUGCCGCAGCAUAGAGGACAUCUGUAUCUCCUGUGGAAGUCUGAAUGUUAGCAUUGAGCACCCGCUGUUUGCUGGAGGAAUGUGCCAGAGCUGUAAGAACUGCUUCCUAGAAUGUGCGUAUCAAUAUGACGACGAUGGUUACCAGUCAUACUGCACUAUCUGCUGCGGAGGAAGAGAGGUGCUCAUGUGCGGAAACAACAACUGCUGUCGGUGUUUCUGUGUGGAGUGUGUCGACCUCCUCGUUGGUCAAGGAGCAGCCCACGCAGCCAUCAAAGAGGACCCGUGGAACUGCUACAUGUGUGGUCAGAAGGGUGUGUUUGGUCUACUGGGGCGUCGCACUGACUGGCCCAGCCGUCUCCAGCACUUCUUUGCAAAUAAUCAUGAACAAGAUUUUGAUGCACCAACACUUUACCCCCCAGUUAUGGUGGAGAAGAGGAAGCCCAUUCGUGUCCUGUCGCUAUUUGACGGCAUAGCAACAGGGCUUUUGGUGCUGAAAGAACUUGGCAUCCAAGUGGAUCGCUAUGUAGCUUCUGAAGUGUGCGAAGACUCCAUCACUGUGGGUAUCGUCCGGCAUCAGGGUCGCAUCAUGUAUGUUGGUGAUGUGAGGAAUGUCACACGCAAACAUAUACAGGAGUGGGGUCCUUUUGACCUAGUUAUUGGUGGAAGCCCAUGCAAUGACCUCUCUAUAGUCAAUCCUGCAAGGAAAGGUCUUUAUGAGGGCACCGGCCGCCUGUUCUUUGAGUUUUACAGGCUGCUCCAUGAGGCUCGACCGAAGAACGGGGAAAAUCGGCCUUUCUUCUGGCUCUUUGAAAAUGUGGUUGCCAUGGGUGUCAGCGAUAAGAGGGACAUAUCUCGGUUUUUAGAGUGCAACCCAGUGAUGAUCGAUGCCAAGGAAGUGUCUGCUGCCCACCGCGCCCGCUACUUCUGGGGUAACCUUCCUGGCAUGAACAGGUUGGUGUCUGAAUGGCCUUUGAGUGCUAUGUACAAUGACAGGGUGGACCUCCAGGACUGUUUAGAACACGGCAGAACAGCUAAGUUUGACAAGGUGAGGACCAUCACCACCAGGUCUAAUUCCAUCAAGCAGGGCAAGGACCAGCACUUCCCUGUCUACAUGAACGAGAAGGAAGACAUACUCUGGUGCACUGAGAUGGAGAGGAUCUUUGGCUUCCCAGUCCACUAUACGGACGUGUCCAACAUGAGCCGACUGGCAAGGCAAAGGCUCCUGGGAAGAUCAUGGAGCGUCCCGGUUAUCCGCCACCUGUUUGCACCACUCAAAGAUUACUUUGCCUGUGUUUGAGCAGCAAGAAAACUCGCUCGGAACCAUUUAGGAACUACAACUCUAUAUGUUGUGACUAGAAAUAAGAGCCUUGAUCCUCAGAUUAUACUCUUGUAUGAUCUGCGAGCGAAACGUUGACGUAGAUUUCACAUUAUUUCUUGUGUUUGAAUUGUAAUUCUUAUUCUAUUUAAUUUUGAUAUGUCAUUUUACCUUUUAGCAGUGUUAUCAAGUAUUGUUGAUUUGUUUGUGCAAGCUAUACUUGAGACUAUGCUUUCUUCUCAAGACACUGAGACAGAAAAGUGCUAAACCUGUAUUUUUAAAAGAGACGGCAAUGCGAUGGGAAAGACCUGAAAGAUAGGAAAUGGUUUUGAGAUAUGUGAAAUGUUUCUGCUGUGUGAGCGUACUGUAUGUCGGAGCUGCGAGAGUCCCACGUGCAGUGCGGCCAUGCUUCCAGCUACUGAGCCUCACAGAGAUGUGAAGAGAAAGGCGGUUUUUCUUUAGUGUCAGGAGAGCCGUCUCUAAAAAAAAAAUCCAAAACACCAGAUCACAUAUACCUCUUUGUUUACAGUUUCUAUACACAACUGAAGGUAAUAAAGGUACUACUGUAAAAUGGUUACAAUACCAUGGUGCUCCAAGAUGAUGAAAAACAUCACAGCCCAUGUGGCACUACAAGUUUAGACAAUACGGAGCUCUUUAACCUGUUGCUGGAAAAAAAAAAACUUGUGUUUGAUGUUGAGAAAAAAAACAACCCAAUUCUGUUCUGUGACGUUUUGUUCACUUCAAAGGAAAGUGACAGACAGUAGACUGCAAAAUGGAGUAUCGGCUCUUUUCUGCAUUUUACAGCUUUUAUACAGUUUGUACUGGUGCUCAUUUACUCUCUCAGCCUUGCCACACUCAGGCUUACUGCCUGGAUCUGCACAAACAGAAAGUGAAGCUAGCCACAUGGGCAAUGGUGUUUUCUGUCAUUAAAAAAUACAACAACAACUUACGUCUGUGAAACUAGUUUUUUCUAGUUUCAUCCUGACCAAUGACAUUACUGUACAACUGUUAGUAAGUGUGGAGAGGGAGGGUGACCAGGCCGGGUAACUCUCCUCAUCAGCUUCCACCUCUCUAAACUGAAAAACUGUCAGGUGCAAAUCCUCAAACAAUAUGGUGCGGCUUCACAAAGUUCUUCUACCUUUUUAUAGCAAUUUUGUGCUGUUUUAUCAACAUUAUAAAGCACUUUUAUAUGUAUACUUUCUUUUUUUUUUUCUUGAUAUUUUAAAAAGAAAUAUUGGUUCUUGUGAAUUGUUUUUUGUUGUUUUGUUUUAUGAUGUGAACUGAUCUACCCUCGUGUAAUACUUUUUGUAUACAGUAGGGCUGUGCCAACAGAAGUGAAAGAAUGGAUUUUGAUAUGUGAAACCCGUGUUAUUUGACUCAGUCUACAGUAGAUGGAUUGACAUUUGUUACCCCCUUCCUCCAUCAUCCAUAUUGUUCCCUGUUUUAAAGCAGCGAUACAGUAUGUUACUACCCAGAUUCAAAGAAUGUUUAUUUCUAUUAAGAUUGUAAAAUGUAACACAGAGUUGGGGAACUACGUCAUGCGCUUUGUAUAAUAUUUUGUCCCUUGUGAAGGACAGUUCACCCUUUGCCAUUUCCCUGAUUAAUCGUAGUCGUCAUGUUGACAAAUUUAAGUGCUGAUCCAAAUUUGGAUUACAUUCACACACUAAAUUCUCUUGAUUGUAACCUCUAAGAUAAAUAUGGAGGAUUUAGGCUGCAGUUUGUCAAAACGAAAAACUGACACAGUGUUUGACGAAGAUUUCUGCACUCAAAGACUAAAGAGGGUAAUAAAAAACAGAUGUUAUCGCUUAUCUAUAUCAUAUUUAAGAUUCUAAAUUUGAAAUUUCAUUUCUUAUUGUAAUUAAUUUCUUAAGUGACCUUAUUGCCAUCAUGUUUGUCCAUGCACACUAGGCUCAAUGUGAGCUAUCGUGCUUUGUGAUAUUUUAACCAGAUGUUAUUUCCCCCCUCCUCCUAUAAUACUUAACAUCCCCUCACGUUUGUACAUUUUGUACAUAGUUGUUUUCCGGUUGCUGAUUUCAAUUUGUUUUUAUCUUUUGUUUUUUUUUAUUACGUAUGAGAUGUACAAAUAUAAUUCUUUGCUAAUAUAUAUCAUCAAAUUAGGAAAACAAAUCUUAGGUUAAAAAUUACAAAUCAAGUGACAAAUUUGAUUCAAAACUUGUUUUGAGCAUUAGAUGUAGGGAGACUCAAAGUCGACUACUUUAUCGUACUGAUUUAUUUGUGUCAAGUGAAUCCAGAUUGAAAGUAAUGGGAUUUUAAAAGGGCCUAUGGACAGCUUUAAGAUGAAGAACGGUCUCAACUUCACUGCACAGCCCUACCUGGUGUUGUUUUUUUGCUUCUGUUUCCUUUUGUAAGACUUUACAAAGAGGGAUUGUUGGUGUUUUCUGAUGGUGCUAAACAUUUUAUCUAAACAAGAAAAAUAUAUUUGAUUGGAAAAGGAAUAAUGUCUUGACAAUGACUGUUUUUAAGUUCCUUGUAGUAACGGAAAAGAACUAUUAUUUCACUCAUAUAAAUAUAUUAACAAAGGCAUUUUAACUUUGUACUUGAAAAAAUAAGGAUAACAAAUAAUGAAAGGUUUCCUAUAUUGUUUUAGACUAGAGAUUGCUGUAGUUGGUGCUUAUCUGUGGGAAAAUUGUGUGAGAAAAAAAAAAAAAAAACGGUAAUAACUUUUACUGUAGCAUAAUGUAUGCUUAAUACACAUUGCUUCUUAAUCCUACAUUCCAUGCCGUAAUAUUCUCCAUGUCUGUUUUCAAAAUGUUGUUUUGAAUUAAGGUUUGUUUUUUUAUCGGAAAACAAGAUUUGAGUUUUACUGUUCAAGGCAGGUCAAUAAUUCUAUAUUCGGUGAUACUGUUGACACUGUGUGACUUUCUUUCUGUCAUAACUGUUAAUGGCCUAUACGCUUUUCCUCAAGACCAGUUCGUACAGCAAAUGUAGCAGUCAUUCUCCACUUCGACCGCCCCUUCCCCAUACUUAAGUUUAGUGUCCAGAGAGAAGAUAGAGUAUGUACUUGUGCUGGAGAACACUUGAAUAAAUGUAUUGUUUUUGUGCAAA